Molecule: messenger RNA, 294 nt
Organism: Pelobates cultripes (western spadefoot toad)
Lineage: Eukaryota; Metazoa; Chordata; Amphibia; Anura; Pelobatidae
Source: the annotation of a GenBank genome assembly
AUGGCGGGCUCAGCAACUUGUCCAACUUGCAACUUGCCCAACAAAGAUGACCUGCGGCAGGCUAACACAGUUCUACAGGUAUGUAUCUUGGCAGACUUCCAGUUAGGUCUCAUUGCUAGAGUGGUCCAUAUCGAGGUGGAAUGUGAUGUGCUGUCGGUUGAGCAGGCUACCACAGCUACAGACCUGCAUGCACAGUCAGAACAGAUUCAGGCGAUGGCCCUCCACAUGGAGGACUUGGAUAACCUUGGCAGGCAUAACAACUUAAAGAUCCGAGGCCAGCCAAAGACAGAGUAG